AACACCCCCAACACCCGCAGGCAGACAGGCAACAAUGGGGUUCGCGUCACCCCUCCCUCCGCGCACAGGGAGGGAGGACGGAGGGGGUGCAGCCCCUGGGCUGCGGCUUAUUGUAAGGAAGGGCUCCUGGAACGCCGAGGCUAAACAGCUGUCAGCGCCCGCCCUUCCCCAUGGCAACACCUGAUCCUUCUUCCAAGGGGGAGGGUUAGGAAUAAGAGACUUCCCCGCCCCCUUGCCAAAGUGGCGAAGGGAGGGACAUUCGAUCCUUACCUUGCCCCAGGGAGGAAGGGGGACCUGGAAGGGCUGCGCCUUUAGUUGUAUAUUUAAUGCAUUGUUUAGCAAUGUUGGAGUGGUCCACCCCCCCAUCCCUCUGCCCUUUUCCCUUAUUCACUGUUGAUUCAAAGGUGUUAUAGUUUGUGAAAUGUAAGAUCAGAAUGCCCCACAGCUCCCCACCCAUCCGGGAAGCAGGCUGUAUUGCCAGCCCAUCUUGCAUCUUCACUUCUUCCUCACCUAAAUAUAAAGAAAAAAACAGAGGAUAGAAUUGGGGAGGGGGGGAAUAACGUUUUAAAAUAAAUAGAAGUAGCAAAAACAGGUGCUGUAUGUUGUCGUUUCUGUCCUCUAAGGAUACUGCUUCACCUACCACAAGCCAGGGCAAGGAUGUCGCCACCACCAACACCCCUGAUACCGAGGCAAGGGAAGCAGAAUUGCAGCAGUUCCGCCGCAGGCCCCAGCAGUGUGGAAAGCGGAGGCUCAUGGACCAGAGGAUGGGAAAGCCUGUGGCCUGUGUGGAAGAAACAGGGCCAUCCCAUGAGAGGCAUCUACGACUGAAGGGUGCCUGCAGGAAGAAGGGACCUGCAGAGGAUGGGCAGGAGGUGCUGGAGAAGCUAGACACCCAACCCUCCCGCUCAGAUGACAUUGUGCAGCUGAUAGAUGAAGAUGGGGUGUAUUCCUCAGCCAAGCUGGUGCCUAUUACAGAGAUGGCCCUCUCACCCUACCUGACCCAGCAUUUGGAGCGUCACAGUGGGGAGGGGGAGGAGUUUGAGAUCCAGGAGGUGAUUGUGGACGAGAAGCCAUUCCAGUGUGUCAUCUGCGCCAAGGCUUUCAAGCGGGCGUGGGAGUUGUUCAGCCACGAAGUGGUUCACAAUGAGGAGCGCCCAUUCUGCUGCCAACUGUGCCAGGUGAUCUCUGGUGGUUGCUCAGUGUGCAUGUGUGUGCGUGUGUGUGUUGCUUUCUGUCCUGCUUCCCCUCUCCCACUUCAGGCCUCGUUUAAGCGCCAUUCUGACUACAAGAGCCACGCCCUUGUGCACACGGAAGAGCGACCUCAUCGCUGUGAGCUUUGCGGAAAGUGUUUCAAGCGGGCGUCCAAUCUAGCAGAGCACCGACGCAUCCACUCGGGGGAGCGUCCGCACCGCUGUGCCGCCUGCACCAAGCGCUUCAAGACACCUUACGAACUGCAGAGGCACAUGCUCACGCACUGUUUGGAGCGGCCCUUCACCUGCACGGCCUGUGGGAAGGGCUUUGCAGCAGCAGGGGCCCUUCUUCUGCACCAGCGGCAGCACUGCGAUGAUAAGCCCCACAUCUGCGGCAUUUGUGGCAAGCGGUUCGCCUACGGACACAGCCUACGCGUCCAUGAGCGGGUGCACACAGGUGACCGCCCAUUUUCCUGUGUCCUCUGCAGCAAGGCAUUCAAGCAGUCCAAUGCUUUGGCCUCGCAUGAGCGUGUGCACACAGGGGAGCGGCCCUUUGCCUGUGCAACAUGCGGCAAAGCCUUCAAACAGUCAUCGUAUCUUGCUAUCCAUGCACGCUCACAUACUGGUGAGCGCCCCUAUGCCUGUGGUGCGUGUGGCAAGGCCUUUGCACGGCCCUCGCUCCUCCUGCAGCACCAGCGUGUCCACAGCACUGAGCGGCCCCAUAGGUGCCAGCACUGUGGCAAACUGUUCAAAGACUUGGCCUACCUGGCUGUGCAUGAGAAGGUACACACAGGUGAGACCCCUUACAAGUGCUCCAUCUGUCAGAAGGGCUUUGCACACCCGUCCAACCUACUGCAGCACCAGCGAAUCCACCGGGAUGGAUAGGAAGGAUGGGCAGGAAUAAUAAUUUGCCAUCUGAUUUACUUUAUAUAUCCCAACUAAAAGAAGAGCAAUCAUGGAGUCUGCACAUGUGCUCCAACCUGCAUCAGCACCAGGCAUGCGCACUGCGAUGGAUGGAGAGUUCCAUCUGCAUGCCCUUUGCACAGUCCCCAAACCAUGCUCCAGCUCGCCUGGGUAUGCAUUGUACACAAAUGCAGUAUGAUUCAUUCACCCCUCUCUUUAGCUCCUACACCUGCCCUAUAAUAAAUAGUACUUGGAGCAUGAGCAUCAGGGUUCUGUGUACAGUAUUUCACACAGAACUGAGCAUUCUGAGAAGCUCUGCUGUUUUUGUUUUUCCUCUUGCAAGCACAUUUCUAGCCCUUAUGACUACAGAGAUUGUAAGCCAUGCUUCGUAGAAUUUUGCAAAAACAAGACAAAUUGUGUAAAAUAAGCAAGUAUACACACAUAGGCUUGAUUUGCAUAAUGUACUCCAUUUACUAUUAUUUUAAAGCCAUGAUUAUGAGUAUUGUGGUCUUAUACCCUAAUUAUCAGUACAACAGGCACUUAUAGAUCCUUUGAAAAAAGUGAUUUGAGGGUUCUUUUUAUGAAAAUGUGGGUGCAAACAGAUAUCUCACAUUGUUUGCAUGUGGGUAUGUAUGUAUGUAUGCAUGCAGGGCCAUACAUAUAUGUAUGCCGGGCUUACUCUUGGGCAGAAUAGAGCAGCUGCCUCAGGUGGCAGAUGCUGGGAGUGCAGAACAAUGGCAAGGUGUUGGAGGACAGGGCUGGGAGUGCCAUGCUGCUUGCCCUGUGCCACCUAAGCAGCCUGUUACCCUCAGGUGCAGUAGAUGUUGACCCUGUCACCAUUGUUGAAAUAAGAUUCAGUUGCCAGUCCUGCCUGUAUGUGGAAUGGUAAGGAGGAGCACCACCUUGUCCUUCACUUCAAGCAGCAAUAUAUCUUGGGCUGGUCCUACAUAUGGUAUGCAAAUAUACAGUCUCUCACAGACACAAGCAGUUCAUGGAAAAAGCAGGUCCUAACCUCCGUUCUCUAUUACAGCUUGGGAGAAUGCAAAGCUGAUCACACAAUGAGCCUCCUUUCCUCUAUCACUGUCGUUGAGUAAGAGAGGGUGUUUGCAGUAUUAAAGAAAUAAAAGUGCCAUCUAUUUGUUUAAGGUCAAUUACAAAUAAAUCCUCUUUUUAUUUUGUG
Molecule: messenger RNA, 3273 nt
Organism: Rhineura floridana
Lineage: Eukaryota; Metazoa; Chordata; Lepidosauria; Squamata; Rhineuridae
Product: zinc finger protein 501-like
Exons: 3
Coding region: 600-2075 (491 amino acids)
Biological process (GO): negative regulation of transcription by RNA polymerase II
Cellular component (GO): nucleus
Molecular function (GO): RNA polymerase II cis-regulatory region sequence-specific DNA binding; DNA-binding transcription repressor activity, RNA polymerase II-specific
Source: RefSeq, a predicted model, not a curated record